ACAGGGAAUCGAUUGUUGUAUGUACGACAAUGGCCAUGAAUAUUGACAAACUAUCGUUCUGCGAGACGGAAACACUCAUAUAAGCCAGGGAUAUUUCUGAUGCUACUGCCAUAUCCAAAGCGUCCCAAAGUCUCCCGGCCCAUUGUCGAGCCUCUGUCUACUACCAGAGCCAUCUCUCGUUCCUUUUGACUCUCCUGUAUCACUUGCCUUCGUUUCAAUAUCCAUAUACUUUAUCACUCCCUAUUGAUCAUGAGUCGCGGAACAGUUGCCAUCGCUGUCGUACAGCACCAAGUUAUGAUCAUACAACUUGUACAAGCUGCCUCAGAAUGCUCUCACAAUCGUCGCGAUCGAUGGCUGGAUGUAUACACUUAUACGCCAUUUGGCGACCACCUUUUUCUGGCUUCGUCCGUUCCUCAGGCACGCAUCGCCCCCUCAGACCUUCUUACCGUCUUUCCGUUCCGCACCGCCACUACGGACAUGAUUGAAUUGCCUGCACAGGCAUAUCAGGAGUAUCUCAAGCUCAAAGCCAAGCAUCAGAAGAAGCAGGAGAACUUGUGGCGUGCCUGGAAGGCCAGGUUGCACUAAAUAUGGUCCCCCCUACGAAAGACGUCAAUGUGUUUCGUACACCAUGAGCCAGGGAAGACCAGACGAAAUUGCUU
Molecule: messenger RNA, 659 nt
Organism: Suillus paluster
Lineage: Eukaryota; Fungi; Basidiomycota; Agaricomycetes; Boletales; Suillaceae
Exons: 2
Coding region: 250-585 (111 amino acids)
Source: RefSeq, a predicted model, not a curated record